This is a messenger RNA of Sabethes cyaneus, 3553 nucleotides long. RefSeq lists its product as uncharacterized. Lineage: Eukaryota; Metazoa; Arthropoda; Insecta; Diptera; Culicidae. The transcript has 5 exons. Bases 373 to 3261 code for a protein of 962 amino acids. The record is from RefSeq and is a predicted model, not a curated record.
UCCGCGCUAUCUGAAAAUUUUACUGAAAAUUUGUUAGUUUCUUUUUUUUGGAGCAAUAGUAGAUUAGCUAGCUCUGGUUAUUGGUUAAAAGACAUCUGAUUAUCGGUGUUCGAUUGUCCUCUGAAGUAGUUUCCGCUGGGCUAGCGGAAACUCCUGUGAAUUUGUGCUGUGUGCUGCGGCGUUGUAAACAAAAGGUUUUGUUAUACGCGCAGCACGCGUGUACACAAGCUAAAGGUGAAAACAGUGGCAGAGCUGCGUCGGGACAUCAUCGCAUAUAGCGUUCCGCCCUUCGCCUGCUUUGGGGGCAAGGCAUCCUGAAUCUGUGCUAGGUGGGGCAGGAUUUUUAUUUCGGUAGGUUUGUGGGAAACGAGAAUGAAAGAGUUGUCCGAUCUACUGCGCGAGAUUAAACAGUGUACCGAGAACGAGGACAAAAUGGAGUUCUGUGAAGAUUUCGCCAAACAGCAGACCAUAUUCAACCACGCAAAUCAAUUCGUUCGUACGUUUGAUCGGAUCGUGUAUCACGGCGGAAAUGAGCCGUACAUCAUCGAAAUUGUUGCCCGGUUGGUGAAGUAUUUACGUAUUCGGCGAUAUCUGAAUGAGGAUAACAAACCGAUCCGAGAAUGUGACAAUCAGUUGCGUAAAAUUACCCUGUUUAUGGUGUUGAACACGGAUGUUAGCUACAAGUUCGAUUUGUCUAAAGACACCAAGAUUUGUCAUGUUUUGAACACUAUUCCUCAGUUAACCAAGUGUUUGCUCAUAAAUUGUAUUUGGGGUGCAAGUUUGGAUGCGUAUUUCUACGAAAUAAUCCGGUACAGUCCGCAAUGGUUCAUGAUGCAGUUCAUUGAUCAGGCAGUAACCAGCUUGAAAUUCUCCAAACCCUUCGAAAUCCUAGAGCGAGUUGAAGCAAUGGUUAAUGCAAUCUAUUACAGCAUCUGUAGGACGGAUUAUGAUUGGAAGUCCGUGGAUCGGAAUCGAUUCGUCGAACAGCAACGGAUCCUUGCGAAGCUGUUUGAUUUCUUGAUGGAACUGUUAAGGUUUUUCAACACACCGGAUAUGAGCAAGUUCGAGCGAUGGUCCAGACUGCGAAUGCAUCGGUACUAUGGGUUUGCUUUGAAGCACAUGUUCAGCGUUGUGCUGCAUUGUUUCGAUCUGUACCUUAAUCGGGGCCUCUUCGAGGUGGAUGAAAAUAUGAGCAUUUAUCAAAUUAUGGGUGAGAAGCACACUGCGAAAAAAGAGAUUCCUGAAGCGUAUUCACACGGGACGGAUUCUUACCUUAUGAAGAUCAACAACUGUUUGCUGAACACGUUGCAAACUUGCGUAAUGGAGGUCACAAUCGACAGUUUCAUGUAUUGGGUUGAGAUUGAUAUCGUCACGGAAGCAGGAGAGAAAUGCAGUUUACAGCAGUUGGUUGGAGAGUCGGCUUUUAAACUGAUGGAAACGCUUAAGGAUAAUAAAUUGUUCCAGCACAACGUACUGAAGCAGUUGCCUUCGAUUGCACUGCGUCCCAAGUCGCAGGCGGAAAAGGCUAUGGAACUGCCGAUGCGUGUCUUGAUGGAGAAAAUCGAAACAACGAAGGAUAUUUUCGAGCGGAGAUUAUUCUUCACUGAGUUCAUCCGAAGAGGAGACCAGGUGUUCGGCAAUGCCGAAUGUUUGAACUUGAUUGAGCAAAAUUUGGAUCUAGUUUCGGGAGACAAUGUGCGAAAGAUGGUUGAGUAUGAUAAUCGACCGACGGAGGAAGACGAAAUGGAAGAAGACGAUCCAUCGGAAGAGACCUUAAAAUUAAAGCUUUUGAUACUACAGGCCGUAGAUAAUUUGCUACCGGAAGAAGCGAUUACCUUGAUUAAGUUUAUGAUUGCUACCUACGGAUUAGAGUACAAUCAAUAUCGAACCCCGGAUUUAAUCGGACAGAUCGUCGAAUUCACGAAUAGAUUCAGCUCGAUUUCUCAUCAGCUAGGUGAGGACGAUUCGCUUAUCCCAAUGCGAUUAAUAUUCCAAUGCCCCUCGUUGUUCUACGAUCGUCUCACACGAUCUCUUCACGAGUCUAGUUUCAAUAAUGCCAAUUACAUUUAUGCCAUUACGCGAGUAAUCAGCAGCACAAAACCACUGUCGGUGCCCUACCUUAACGCCCAGGUGCGCACGCUGCUGUCAAACGAGUUCGAUGUAACGAAGUCCGCUUCGCUAACCGUGUUCAUUCUCAAACUGUACGAACGAGACCUAUUCGAGCGGAACCACUUCCUGCAGGGCUAUUUGUUACAGGGCGCCGACGAAGCCUUCCUCAAAUCGAACUUCAAGGCCCUGGUGGAGGUUCUCAGCAUCAUGCAGCUCGUCGUGGAGAAGAAUCUCAACGGGUUCAAGUUAGACACGUUAAAACAGGUGGUCCUCAAGCUGGCCGAACUGUCGGAGAAGCUGCGCUUCGACGUCACCCAGUUGCAGCCUGAGCACCCGCAGGGUGUGGAACGUAUCUUUCUAUUGGACAAAAUGCUCAAGAUAAUCGUGGGGCCGGUGCGAAUGCUACGAGCUUUGAAAGAGGAAUCUAAACUUCGUUUCAAAGAGCAAACGUUGCGCUUUGCUCCCAUCACUAAGUUUUACUUUCAACGGACCUUCGCGGACCUUUCUGCCGGCAAAACCGUACAAGAUUUUGCCAAAUUCCUUUAUCAGGGUGAUAUAGACGAGAACACGCCAAAAGUGCACGUUCGACUAUUUCUGUCUAAGACGCUGGUCCAGUGCACAAGCGCUGAAGCAGAAAGGUUAGCAAGGGAUCCACUUUUACUGCCACAUAUCAGCGAUGCAGUGCUCAUUAUUUUGGUGCUUUUGACGGAACAAGAGCGACACUAUGAGUGUCUCAAGAGUUGCCUUUCCAAUUAUCUCAACAUAAUCCAGAAACACCUUCUACCACCGUUGCUUGCGACGGAAGCAACAAAUGUGACCCCCACCGCCACACACGAGACAACAAUCGAACAGCUGCCGGCGGUAAACCCGGCUGAACAGCGAGCCGCUAUAGUCCGAUCACUGGUGAAGCUAAUCGUUAAACUACCGGAUUUGUCACGCGAUCGACUGCUCGUCGCUCUUUCGUUCGGUCUGUCGGAGAUUGUGCGACAACUUCGUCUCGCCGAUCCCACCUUGGAUGUCUGUGACAUCGAAAAGGUACUGAAACUGGACCAGUUGAAGCAGCACUAUCCGAAUCAUUACGGCCAUCUGCAGCAAAACGGGUCCAAAGAGAGUGAAUCGUCGACUGAGUCCACAGCAAUGGUAACAGAGUAAUCGAAUCAUAGGGAGCAAAGAUAAGGUAAAGUUUGUCGAACGGGAACGCGAUUAAUCAAACGGUAAGAUAUUUAAACUUCCUGCGCGCGCAAAUCCAAUUAAACUAGUGAUAAGUCGUCUGAAAAUUUACCCGAAAAAAUAACCAUUCUAAACAUUUACUUCAAAUGGAUUACACAUGGCUUGAAUUUCUAUCUAAAGUAUGAAUAGGUGUGUUCAGCAUCACAAGGCGUCCAAUUGAAUCCAAUUGAAAUAAAGUCCAGUAAAAUGCUAAACUAAAUAAAUCGAUUUACCA